Messenger RNA from Rhizopus microsporus ATCC 52813, 1068 nucleotides. RefSeq names its product G protein alpha subunit. The record is from RefSeq and is a predicted model, not a curated record. Gene Ontology annotation, cellular component: heterotrimeric G-protein complex. Gene Ontology annotation, molecular function: G-protein beta/gamma-subunit complex binding; G protein-coupled receptor binding; GTP binding. NCBI's taxonomy places the organism in Eukaryota, Fungi, Mucoromycota, Mucoromycetes, Mucorales, Rhizopodaceae. The coding region runs from base 1 to 1068 and encodes 355 amino acids. Gene Ontology annotation, biological process: G protein-coupled receptor signaling pathway. The transcript is spliced from 3 exons.
AUGGGCUGCUGUGCUUCAGUUGAACAGGGACAAGGUGCCAGAGUACGAAAUGAUCAAAUAGAACAACAGUUAAGAAUGGAAAAGUUGAAUGAAAAAAAUGAAGUGAAGCUAUUACUCCUUGGUGCUGGUGAAUCAGGAAAAUCCACUAUUUUGAAGCAAAUGAAAUUAAUUCAUGACGGUGGCUUCCCAUUAGAAGAAAGAGAAGCUCAUAAGGAAAUCAUUUUUAAUAAUGCCCUUCAAUCUAUUCUUGUCAUUCUUGAAGCCAUGUGUAAUCUGGGAAUCGAACUCGGGGACCCAGCGAAUAAGAUACAUUUUGACAAUAUCAUGCGUUACGAAACACAAGUGGAUAAUUUUACUAUGCCUCCUGACUUGGUUGAAGGCAUCAAGAUCUUGUGGCAAGAUCCUGGUGUACAAGAGACGUUUCGCAGAAGCAAUGAAUACCAAUUGAAUGACUCUGCUUCUUACUACUUUGAACAUAUUGAACGUAUUGGAUCACCUGAUUACAUACCCACAGAUCAAGAUGUGUUACGCUCUAGAGUAAAGACGAUUGGAAUCACAGAGACCAAAUUCACGGUGGGGAAUCUUGUUUAUAAGAUGUUUGAUGUUGGAGGACAAAGAUCAGAAAGAAAGAAAUGGAUCCACUGUUUCGAAAGCGUUACUGCUAUUAUAUUCUUGGUAGCCAUAUCAGAAUAUGACCAAGUACUAGUUGAAGACGAGACAGUAAAUAGAAUGCAAGAAGCACUGAUCUUGUUUGACUCUAUCUGUAAUUCAAGAUGGUUUGAAAAGACAUCGACCAUUUUAUUUUUAAACAAGACAGAUAUAUUUAAGGAAAAGAUAUCAACAAGUCCUAUUAACAAAUAUUUUCCAGACUACAAAGGUCAACCAGGUGAUUAUGAAGCAGCAUGCCAGUACUUUACCCAUCGAUUUGAGUCUUUAAACACUUCAGCAGAUAAACAAAUCUAUACUCACUUAACUUGCGCAACAGAUACGGAAAAGAUCAAGUUUGUGAUGGCUGCAGUAAAUGAUAUUAUUAUUCAAUCAAGUCUUAGAAAUAAUGGCUUACUUUAA